This is a messenger RNA of Wallemia mellicola CBS 633.66, 998 nucleotides long. Its product is annotated as pyrroline-5-carboxylate reductase. Gene Ontology annotation, molecular function: pyrroline-5-carboxylate reductase activity. Gene Ontology annotation, biological process: L-proline biosynthetic process. The transcript has 6 exons. Bases 6 to 965 code for a protein of 319 amino acids. Lineage: Eukaryota; Fungi; Basidiomycota; Wallemiomycetes; Wallemiales; Wallemiaceae. The record is from RefSeq and is a predicted model, not a curated record.
CUGAAAUGGGCUACAGACUUUGUGUACUAGGAUGUGGUACAAUGGGUGUUGCUGUAUUAUCCGGUGUAAUUGAAGGUCUUAACACUCGCAAAUCAGUUGGAAUGAUAAACUUCGAUAACGACAAUGCAUCUGGUACAUCCACACCUGUCGAUUUAUCCUCAUCUCAGGCUAUAUUAGAAGCUAAGGAAGGCAGUUUACCUUCAAAGUUCAUUUGUACUGUCAAUAGAAGUGAAAGUGCGAAAUCACUUCGUAAAACAUUCGACGCUUUAGGUGAUGUUGGUAAGGAAGUGAACAUAUUGCAAGGUAAAGGUGUAAAUAUUCAAGCUGUCCGCGAUUCUGACGUCGUUUUGUUAUGCGCUAAGCCACAGAUGGCGCACUCAAUACUCAGCGAACCUGGUAUGCAAGAGGCUCUCUCAAAUAAGCUCCUCAUCUCAAUCUUGGCUGGUGUCACUAUCUCACAGAUCAGUUCAUGGGUUCCAGAGUCAACAAAAGUAGUUAGAGCUAUGCCAAAUACACCAUGCAAGAUACGCGAGGGUAUGACAGUCGUAUCAGCGCUUCCAUCCGAAUGGACAUUCGAAAAGGACCUAAUUUUGGCUAUCUUCAGAUCAAUUGGAAGGUGUAGAUUCCUUGAAGAAAAACACUUUGAUGCUUGUACUGCUCUUUGUGGUUCAGGACCAGCUUUCGCCGUCACUGUACUUGAAGCCAUGGCAGAUGGUGGUGUUAUGAUGGGUUUACCAAGAGCCGAGGCAGUAGAACUUGCAGCACAAUCUAUGCAAGGUAUUGCAAGAAUGGUCCUAGAAACUGGAGUCCAUCCAGCUGCUCUAAAGGAUAGCGUAACAACCCCUGGUGGAUGUACGAUAGCGGGACUUUUAGCCCUCGAAGAUGGCAAAGUUCGCUCAACGAUGGCGCGUACGAUCCAGGUCGCUACCACACAUGCUGCUGGCCUUGGACAAAACAAGAAGUGAAUAAUGAUUACUCAGUACUAAAUGCAUUAUUAA